AUCGUUUUCUUAAGAUUUAAAUUCAUUCCCUUGAAUUUAAGACGCUUUUUAUGAAAAUCCAUAGAUUUGUCGCAUUUACCCAAAUCCCCACCGAAAAGAACACGCCCUGUUCAUAACCCUAUUACACUCGGAUAAUUAAAGUUCCCUAUUUCUCAUUCCCAUAGACGACCACAAGCUUCCAUAACAUCGUUAUUCCCAAACAACGAUAAGUUCACAAUGGAUCCAUUCUCAUCCGAAGGGGGUACGCUAUAGAACAUACUCAAGUUUAAUUGCGCUCCGCUAACACCAACAAAUUCUAGAGCUUCUGACCAUCCACAACGCCUUCCAUGGAGGACAAUAUUCGGCCAUAAUUAACCACGAUACCUCAGGUUUGUCGGCAGAAAACAGGAUCCCAUCAAGGGUUUACAAGCUACGUUCUCAGAUCGCUAGUGGUCAGGCAGAAGGAGUAGCAGCUGAGCUCGAGGGAGAGGAUAGCCCGGACCUAGCUGUUCUGAAGGCAUUUGCGGAAUACAGCCAGGGUAAUACGGUGGACGCUAUGAAAACGGUUGAAUCGCUUGUGGAAGCGUCUUCAGAUAAUGCUACUGUCCAAAUUAUCGGAGCUACGGUAUUGCACGUGCAGGGUAGAAGUGAAGAGGCUCUCGCUCUACUUAGUAAACACCAGGGGAGCUUAGAAGCGUGCGUAUUCAUCUGAUCUGAUGAUAUUUUACUUUAUACCCUCUCUUUGCUGAUUAUAUUUCACCUUAUAGUGUAGCCCUAGUUGUGCAAAUUCAUCUGUCGCAAAACCGGACAGACCUUGCGCUUAAGGAAGUGCUGAAUGCCAAACGAUGGGCUCAAGACAGUUUGUUGGUUAACCUUGCUGAAUCGUGGGUUGGCCUACGUAUUGUAAGUCUAUUUCUAGGCGGUGAAACCACAACCCUUCUCUCUAUCCCCUCUGCUCUUCAGUUUUGAGGGAGUGUUAUAUAAUUUGCUCAUUGUCUCACUCGCGCGUGAACCUCCAUGUUGAGCUCUUCAAAUGUAUCCGUACAUGUUAGGAUAAGAUGACGGCUGACAGGUAACUCUCGGGUUUCAGGGUGGCGAAAGAUACCAGCAGGCAUAUUAUGUCUAUGAAGAGCUAGCUCAAACUCCUUCCACCUCUACCCCGCGUGCCCUGAUCGGCCAGGCUGUUGCUGAACUCCAUCUUGGGAGAUUACCAGAGGCGGAAGUUGCUUUGCAGCAAGCUCUCGAAAAGGAUCCGAAACAUGAAGAUGCCCUUGCAAACAUGAUCAUCCUCUCAAUCCUCGCGGGCAAAGAAUUUGAUGAAUACCUCAGGUAAGCUCUCUGCCAUAUCCCGCCCCUUUGAUCUCUAGCCCAAAUUUGUCAAAAUUGGUAGUAUUUCGGGAAUGCCGUCGGGCUAGUACCAAUGGUUGCUGAUUCGCUUAUCAUUCAGCUCAUUGCAAAAUUCGGCGCCAAGCCAUCCCUUCCUAACCAAUGUCGCUCAGAAGAGCGAAUUGUUUGAUAAGGCUGCGGCAAAGUAUACGGCCAAGGUAGGAGCUUGAGGCGGUGUUUGAUCUUUUAAAAAAUUAUCUCAAAAUAUCAUAAUCAAAUGCCCCACUGUUUUCCGGGGCGGCCUUGUUUCUUUCUGCUUCGCCCUAUUUUAGUAGAUGGAUAGAACGGGAACAAUACGAGAUUAAUGAUCCAGUCCACCGUCAACCGGAAACUAUCAUUACACCCCGGUGUUUUAAAAGGACGGAGCCUUUUGUCUGUAACACCCGUAUUCUCAUCCCGCUCGAGCACUUAGAUGUCGGUGUAUGGCACAGGUACCGGUACUCCUGUGCUCAGCUCUUCCCGUGCAAGCAAAUAUUGUCCCUGUAAGUACUGGUACCCUUGUUCAUAAUUGGAAGGGACGGGAAAAAAAUGAGAAAUUGAGGGGUACAAGGGAAAAACAGUCAAGCAGAAAUCGAGCAUUGAAGAAACAUGAUGCUAUGCCGGUCGCCCACGCGGCCGGAAGGUAUGUAUAUAAUUCCAAGUGCCCUAACACCACACUGCAUGGAGAGAAAUAACAUCUACGGUAACCGUCUCAUCAAUUCGAUGCUUCUGCUACUCAGUGGAACAACCAUAUUGUGAAAUGGAAUAAAAUGUAAUUGUACUGUAUGAUCCCGGUACUCUCAAGCCCUCCCCUGUACUUAGGUAUGAUACCUCGUGUACAUACCAUAUGUAGCCGGACCGAAGCCGCUUUUUUUUUCUACAGUAAAAGUCUUCAAUGCCGCAACCUUGGCAUGAAAAUAUCUACAAUACCAUAAUACCUUACUCAUAGACUAGUUUGGUCACUAAUUUUUAUGUCCCCCCCUACAACUGUUUACAUAAGUACACACACCCCUAAACACAGGCUGUCUAUCCAUGGGCAGUUUGAAACCUUGCAGACAUAGACCCCUCAUGUUGAAUCUCACUUGGAAACUUGGUAGCUGAACUUUUCCCCAAUAGACCAGUCAUGCAAAACCCCUGUGACUCCACUGAAGGAAGAGAAAUGUUGCCCCAAGGCCAGAGCUGGAUGGAGAUCAGAUAAGGCCACCACCAUAGGAUCAGGGGAGGAAAACAUCCACAAAAACUCAGGAAGGAAAGAAAGUGAUGAGUUGUGUCAUGGUGAAAAUUUUUCAUUACCGGUACUAGUCUAACAUGUUGUGGCAUUGUAGAUAUUUUCACGCCGGGUUGUGGCAUUGAAGACUUUUACCGUUUUUUCUAUGAUAGCAGUAACCAGCCAGAAGAGGCGCAACCUCAACCCGGAAACAUGAGCACUUAUACACGAGGAUAUGCCAAAGAUUCCAAAUGGCGAUGAACACAAUUGUCACAGAAUGCCGUCCUACCAGCACAAAAAUUCUUUGCAUCAUGCUGCCGUACAAGUACUGUACGUUGCGCACAUUUCCAUGCUAUCGGGGUUCGGAGCUUUAAUGAGCAAUUUGUUCUACUGUACAGUACCGGUACCCCAGCUGCCAAAGCCUUUUCAUCAAGCCUUUUCCUCCAAGAGCAUGGGAUGUGGUUCGUUUUCGGGUGGUUCGACGUCACUGACAUCGGUCUGGAUCCCAUUGACGACCCCCCCGAUUCACCAGGAUCAAAGACAUAGAGCACCGUUUGAAUAUGAUAAGGUUUCUGAGAAGCGAGUACUACUUCAACCACAGUACGUCGCUGUCUUCAAGCCACCCUGUGUCCUCGGGCGGUGGCAGAUAAUCUCUAAGAAACCAAUAAUUUACCCAGGAGAAAAACCUCUCAAGUUCGCGCCCUUUGCGAUCAUUUCCUGCAAUCAAAACCAUCACCAUCACCAAGCCACACGUCACGGUACUGUGCGGUACACUACCAUAUCUGGGGGGAGCCAUCAAAAGAAGAAAAAGAAGAAAAAAACUCUGGAAUUUGUUUUGAGCGAUUU
Tuber aestivum (summer truffle) is the source of this 3397-nucleotide messenger RNA. The record is from the annotation of a GenBank genome assembly. Lineage: Eukaryota; Fungi; Ascomycota; Pezizomycetes; Pezizales; Tuberaceae.